AGAGGUUCCUCAUUUUAAGCAUCUUAGUGGUCUAGGGACCUAGGAAGUAGGAUCUGUUAAAUGUUAUGGAGGUGGUCACUGUCGGUCAGGACGGCGUUAGCGUCGUUUUCACUACGCUUGUCAAUGAGAUUCUAUAAUUCUUACAGUGCUGAGGCCUAUGCUGCGCCAACUUCGUGCACAAUCAUCGGGCCAUUUCCUGUUGAAUGGGUCCAGGGGUAUCUUUUCAUGUUACCUGAGUACAUUUCUCACGAGCGUUUAGUAGAUUUGUGCCAUUCGCUAACCAUUGCCCCGAAAUGUGUUGGUAGUUAUCCCUAGUGUCUUUCUGUUUGAGCAUCCUAGCUGCUGUAUGAAAGUUAUCCUUGCCUUCUGCUACCGCGACGCGGGCUAGUGGUUACUAUUUCGUGGUAGGGCUCGGAAUGCUUAGGGGGGCUUCGGAAAGGCUUGUUUCUUCAUAAUUUCAAUGGUGGUCCUUGGCCACUUAGGGCGAGGCCAAAUGAGGGAAGAGAAAAUAGUACUCUCAAUGCCACAUGUUCCUAUCAGCUUCCGAGGUAUCUAAACCAUUGAAACUCUGC
Molecule: messenger RNA, 572 nt
Organism: Daldinia loculata
Lineage: Eukaryota; Fungi; Ascomycota; Sordariomycetes; Xylariales; Hypoxylaceae
Exons: 2
Coding region: 61-315 (84 amino acids)
Source: RefSeq, a predicted model, not a curated record